GCGGCAGAAAUAGGCGGAUGCUCUUUCGUGACUCUCUCUUUCUUGCGUCUUCCGCCGCAGUAGCAACAUCGGAGGCAAUAGAAUCGCCGGAGUCACAGAAGGCGCGAGCGGAUGUGAGGCAGGUGGCAUUGUCUUGGCUCACCUCAGCCUUGAGCAGCGGCCAGCCAUCGACAUCAGAAGAUGGGCACAAUGAGUUGAUGAAAUCAAGGAGGACAACGAAGAAGACGAAGGCAGGUGAUGGAGAUGUCUUCGAUGAGGAGUACCAUCCUGUGGAUGUAAUGACCCGUCUUCAGAGUGACAGUCAUAAAGCUGAAAGUGGAAUUAGUGAAUCAGAGCGUGUAUCAAUUGAUCGAGCUCGAAGAGAUGUGAUUCAGGGUAGGUUGUGUUUGAUAUCUCUAGCCGAGAGAGUUGUGCCCAUGCAUUGA
Messenger RNA from Hydatigera taeniaeformis, 425 nucleotides. The record is from the annotation of a GenBank genome assembly. NCBI's taxonomy places the organism in Eukaryota, Metazoa, Platyhelminthes, Cestoda, Cyclophyllidea, Taeniidae.